Molecule: messenger RNA, 2799 nt
Organism: Cyphomyrmex costatus
Lineage: Eukaryota; Metazoa; Arthropoda; Insecta; Hymenoptera; Formicidae
Exons: 1
Coding region: 1-2799 (932 amino acids)
Biological process (GO): DNA integration
Molecular function (GO): nucleic acid binding
Source: RefSeq, a predicted model, not a curated record
AUGUACCGACAAAUCCGGGUGCAUCCAGAGGACCGAAACUUACAGCGAAUUCUGUGGACAGAAAACGGACAGCCAUUAGAGUUCCGUUUGAACACUGUCACGUACGGACUUGCCUGCGCGCCAUACCUGGCGAUUCGCGUGCUGCGACAACUCGCUGACGACGACGGAAAGGAGCUCCCCUUGGCUGCGGAGGCACUGAGGCGAGACACCUACGUGGACGACAUCCUUUCUGGAGCCGCGACCUUGACGGAGGCAGGAAUGCUGACGGACCAGCUAGUGAGACUCUGCAUGGCGGGCGGAUUCCCGCUGAGAAAGUGGUCCGCCAACCACCCUGCCUUGCUUAAGGAUAUUCCGGCAGAACAUCAGAGCAGGAAGUCGUCAAACACUUUGCUGCCCCCUGAGGGUCAGAUGGUCUUGGGUCUACGUUGGGAAACAGAAAGCGAUUGCUUCGCAUUCACCGUGCACAAGUCGAUCGGAGAAUCACUCACUAAACGAUCACUACUUUCGAACGCGUCUCGCCUGUUCGACCCACUGGGCUGGUUGGCACCGGUUACGGUACUCGCAAAGCUGAUCAUCCAGUCAACAUGGAUGCAGCAACUCGGGUGGGAUGAUCCAUUGCGUGACGAGGAGGCUGCAGCGUGGACCUCGUUGAGGGAUCAGCUUCCCCUCAUAGAGGACGUUCGAGUUCCUCGAUGGAUGCACAUCGACUCGCCAGGAGUCAAAGUUGAGGUCCAUGGCUUCUCGGAUGCUUCGGAGCGAGCAUAUGGUGCAGCCGUGUAUCUUCGCGCACUCAGCGAUGAAGGCAUCACCAUCUCCUUGGUGAUGGCAAGGACCAAGGUCGCGCCGUUGAAGCGAGUGUCAUUGCCGCGGCUAGAGCUGUGCGCAGCCUCCCUUCUCUCCAAGCUUGCUACGCACGUAGCUUCCACGCUCGGCUUAUCAGGUAUCGAGACGCAUCUGUGGACGGACUCCACCGUGGUCUUGGCCUGGAUCCGUGGACAUCCUGCGAAAUGGACAACCUAUGUGGCCAACCAAGUAGCGGAAAUUCAGAGAACAAUGUCAAAUGUCACUUGGCAUCACGUACCUGGACGAGAAAAUCCUGCUGACUGUGCUUCCAGGGGGCUGUCACCACGUGAGCUGCUCUCUCACUCAUUGUGGUGGCGCGGUCCAGACUUCCUACGCAGAGAACCAUCUGGAUGGCCAAUGGACGCUGGCUCUUCAUCAUUGCAGAGCUUGCCAGAGCAACGGACCAAACCUUGUCUCGUCGUGACAAAGUUGCAAGAACCGGAGGAGCUAACCCGGUUCUCUUCAUGGCAGCGAUUGAUCCACGUCACCGCCUGGAUUCUCCGCUGGCGACGGCAAGUUUCGUGCACCUCAGGACCACCAAAACAGGCUCCCAUCCUCGUCUUGACUCCGGCCGAGCUGGAACGGUCGACGCAGCUGUGGAUUCGGGUGGUGCAGUCAAUUGCAUGGCGUUCUGAGCUGGAUUCCAUCGUCGCAGAGAGGGAAUUACCCCCUCGCAGCUCACUUCACAAACUCUCGCCAAGGAUCGAUGACCAUGGGGUACUGCGUGUAGGCGGCCGUCUAAAACAUGCAGUGCUGAGUGAGGAUCAACGUCAUCCGGUGAUCCUGCCUCCAGGAUCUCACUUCACUUACCUGGUCGUUGAUGCCUUCCAUCGACGCAUUCUCCAUGGGGGCACUCAGGCUACCUUGACGGCCAUCAGAAGACGCUUCUGGAUUCCUCGCGGGCGACAGCUGGUGAAGCGUCACAUCCAUCGAUGUGUGCAAUGCAUAAGAUGGCGGGCGGCUUCUCCGCAGCCGAUGAUGGGCAAUCUUCCGAGAUCAAGAGUGACGCCCAGUCGGCCAUUCUCACACACCGGCGUGGAUUUCGCAGGACCAAUCCUUCUGAGGACAUCUAAAGGCCGAGGUCACAAGGCCUACAAAGGAUUCUUGGCCGUUUUCGUUUGUUUUAGCUCCAGGGCCGUACAUUUGGAAGUGGUGAGUGACUACACCACUGAAGCUUUUCUUGCAGCCUUCCGACGCUUCACUGCUCGACGCGGCCUAUGCCAGGUGGUCUAUAGCGACUGUGGAACCAACUUCGUAGGAGCAGACGCUCAGCUGCGCGCCUUGUUCGACGCGUCCAGUCAAACUGCUCACCAGAUCAUCGGAAAGUUGUCCACGGAGGGGAUCCGGUGGCACUUUAACCCGCCAGCCGCUCCGCAUUUCGGUGGUCUGUGGGAAGCAGCGGUAAAGUCAGUAAAGCAUCACCUCAGACGAGUCAUCGGCGAGAUCACACUCACCUACGAGGAGAUGGCCACAUUCUUGGCGGAGGUGGAAGCCUGCUUGAACUCGCGUCCACUUCAAGCUUUGACAGAUGAUCCGGACGACCUUGACGCGUUAACUCCUGGGCACUUCCUGAUUGGAGCUCCUCUCAUUGCCAUCCCGGAACCAUCGUUACUGGACACAUCGUCCAAUGCGCUGAGUCGCUGGCGCCUCCUGCAAAGUAUGCGAGAUCAUUUUUGGCAUCGAUGGUCUCAGGAGUACUUGCAGGGACUGACCCCACGACCUAAAUGGUGGAGGGUCGCAGGAAACUUACAAGAGGGUCAACUGUGCCUUCUGAAGAACGAAAAUACGCCUCCAUCUCGAUGGCCGCUGGCCCGGAUUACACGCCUGCAUCCAGGAGACGACGGCCAGGUACGCGAGGUGGACGUGCGGACUCCAACCAGUAGGCUGACACGACCUGUCGUGAAGAUCGUCCCCUUGCCACUGGCUAGGGAGGACCAGGCCACUUCACAAGGUUAA